Neofelis nebulosa (Clouded leopard) is the source of this 5937-nucleotide messenger RNA. It is a transcript of the gene DYRK1A, whose product is annotated as dual specificity tyrosine phosphorylation regulated kinase 1A. NCBI's taxonomy places the organism in Eukaryota, Metazoa, Chordata, Mammalia, Carnivora, Felidae. Bases 917 to 3208 code for a protein of 763 amino acids. The record is from RefSeq and is a predicted model, not a curated record. Gene Ontology annotation, cellular component: nucleus. Gene Ontology annotation, biological process: peptidyl-threonine phosphorylation; peptidyl-serine phosphorylation; protein autophosphorylation. Gene Ontology annotation, molecular function: ATP binding; transcription coactivator activity; protein serine/threonine kinase activity. The transcript is spliced from 12 exons.
ACGCUCAAGCGACUGAGCUACCCAGGCGCCCCUAAACGCUUUCUAUAUUUGAGGAAUUCUUUAUCUUAAGGGUCUUGGGGGGAAGUAGAAAUCUUCAAUUUUGAAAGCCAAAUUUGCUCACUUUCUCUGCAUCUUUUGGAGUUGGGACGUGGUCGUGUGACCUGGGGCCUCCAGGCCACUACCUCAGAAGCUAGUGAUUUUCAGAAGCAGACACUUUGUCAGAUCUGUGUCCCGCAUUGCAAGGGGAUGGCAGCUGCACCUGUUUCCCGGAGGUGGGCAGCGACAAAGAUUCAGCUGUAGCGUUUGGUUCCUGGUGUCACUGGCGUCUGUACUGGUUGCAGUGACUGAACCCUGUGUUGUCUCCACUGGACCAGAUCUGUGGUUUGAAUCUUGGGUGUUCUUCAUUAUGUAGCCUUCCAGUCUGGCCCUCCUGGGGUUUUUUGUGAGUUGCCUAAUAUGCUUUAAUAACUUCCUUUUCAGUUUCAGCAAAGCCAGAGUUAGUUUCUUUUGUUUGCAACUAAGAACCUUUACUUAGAUGAUGCUAAUUAAGGUAAUUGACAAUUCCAAGAAACUCCAGGGUCAGGGUUACUUGCAUCUAGAUUAGAAUUUAUUAGUGGGAAGAGUUCAUGUACAUUAAGUGAAAUAGUUACAUGCAGGCUGCUUAUUGAUUUAAUGAAUUUGCUGAUUCGAAUUUGCCUCUUCUAGGUAUUGGGGAUACAGGAGUGACAAGAUAGACAAGAUCCCUGCCCUCACAGAGCUUAAUUCUGUUGUGAAAAGUAGAGAAAGCAAGAGAGCAAAUAACCAUGGCAAAGAGUGCUAAAUGCCAUGAUAAAAAUAAAGUGUUAUAGUUUUGCUGCUGGACUCUUCCCUCCCUCCCCCCACCCCAUCAGGAUGAUAUGAGACUUGAAAGAAGACGAUGCAUACAGGAGGAGAGACUUCAGCAUGCAAACCUUCAUCUGUUCGGCUCGCACCGUCAUUUUCAUUCCAUGCUGCUGGCCUUCAGAUGGCUGGACAGAUGCCCCAUUCACAUCAGUACAGUGACCGUCGCCAGCCAAACAUAAGUGACCAACAGGUUUCUGCCUUAUCUUAUUCUGACCAGAUUCAGCAACCUCUCACUAACCAGGUGAUGCCUGAUAUUGUCAUGUUACAGAGGCGGAUGCCCCAAACCUUCCGUGAUCCAGCAACUGCUCCCCUGAGAAAACUUUCUGUUGACUUGAUCAAAACAUAUAAGCAUAUUAAUGAGGUUUACUAUGCAAAAAAGAAGCGAAGACACCAACAGGGCCAGGGAGACGAUUCUAGUCAUAAGAAGGAGCGGAAGGUUUACAAUGAUGGUUAUGAUGAUGAUAACUAUGAUUAUAUUGUAAAAAACGGAGAGAAGUGGAUGGAUCGUUACGAAAUUGACUCCUUGAUAGGCAAAGGUUCCUUUGGACAGGUUGUAAAAGCAUAUGAUCGUGUGGAGCAAGAAUGGGUUGCCAUUAAAAUAAUAAAGAACAAGAAGGCUUUUCUGAAUCAAGCCCAGAUAGAAGUGCGACUUCUUGAGCUCAUGAACAAACAUGACACUGAAAUGAAAUACUACAUAGUGCAUUUGAAGCGCCACUUUAUGUUUCGAAACCAUCUCUGUUUAGUUUUUGAAAUGCUGUCCUACAACCUCUAUGACUUGUUGAGGAACACCAAUUUUCGAGGUGUCUCUUUGAACCUAACACGAAAGUUUGCACAACAGAUGUGCACUGCACUGCUUUUCCUCGCGACUCCAGAACUUAGUAUCAUUCACUGUGACCUAAAACCUGAGAAUAUCCUUCUUUGUAACCCCAAACGCAGUGCAAUCAAGAUCGUUGACUUUGGCAGUUCCUGUCAGUUGGGGCAGAGGAUAUACCAGUAUAUUCAGAGUCGCUUUUAUCGGUCUCCAGAGGUGCUACUGGGAAUGCCUUAUGACCUUGCUAUCGACAUGUGGUCCCUUGGGUGUAUUUUGGUUGAAAUGCACACUGGAGAACCUCUGUUCAGUGGAGCCAAUGAGGUAGAUCAGAUGAAUAAAAUAGUGGAAGUUCUGAGUAUUCCACCUGCUCACAUUCUUGACCAAGCACCAAAAGCAAGAAAGUUCUUUGAGAAGUUGCCAGAUGGCACUUGGAACUUAAAGAAGACCAAAGAUGGAAAACGGGAGUAUAAACCACCAGGAACCCGUAAACUUCAUAAUAUUCUCGGAGUAGAAACAGGAGGACCUGGUGGGCGUCGUGCUGGGGAAUCGGGUCAUACCGUGGCUGACUACUUGAAGUUCAAAGACCUCAUUUUAAGGAUGCUUGAUUAUGACCCCAAAACUCGAAUUCAACCUUACUAUGCCCUGCAGCACAGUUUUUUCAAGAAGACAGCUGACGAAGGUACAAACACAAGUAACAGCGUGUCCACGAGUCCCGCGAUGGAGCAGUCACAGUCCUCCGGAACCACCUCCAGCACGUCCUCCAGCUCAGGUGGAUCGUCGGGGACGAGCAACAGUGGGAGAGCCAGGUCAGACCCGACGCACCAGCACCGGCACAGCGGCGGGCACUUCACAGCUGCCGUCCAGGCCAUGGACUGUGAGACUCACAGUCCCCAGGUGCGUCAGCAGUUUCCUGCUCCCCUUGGUUGGUCAGGCACUGAAGCUCCUACACAGGUUACUGUUGAAACUCAUCCCGUUCAAGAAACAACCUUUCAUGUAGCCCCUCAACAGAAUGCAUUGCAUCAUCACCAUGGAAAUAGUUCCCAUCACCACCACCACCACCACCACCACCACCACCACCACGGACAACAAGCCUUGGGUAACCGGACCAGGCCAAGGGUCUACAAUUCUCCAACGAAUAGCUCCUCUACCCAGGAUUCUAUGGAGGUUGGCCAUAGUCACCACUCCAUGACAUCCCUGUCUUCCUCAACUACUUCUUCGUCUACGUCCUCCUCCUCUACCGGUAAUCAAGGCAACCAGGCCUACCAGAAUCGCCCGGUGGCUGCUAACACCUUGGACUUUGGACAGAACGGAGCUAUGGACGUUAAUUUGACCGUCUACUCCAAUCCCCGCCAAGAGACUGGCCUAGCUGGACAUUCAGCGUACCAAUUUUCUGCUAAUACAGGUUCUACACAUUACAUGACUGAGGGACAUCUGACGAUGAGGCAAGGAGCUGACAGAGAAGAGUCCCCCAUGACAGGAGUUUGUGUGCAACAGAGUUCUGUAGCUAGCUCGUGACUAAAUUGAAACUUGAGUUUGUUUCUUGUGUGUUUUUAUAGAAGUGGUGUUUUUUUCCAAAAAACAAAGUGCAAAGCUGCUUGCAUCAGAAGGAGAUUAACACACUGAACCGCUACAAGAGGGCAAAGCUGACUUUUUUUCUUUUUCUUUUUUUCUUUUUUUUUUUUUUUUAACUUGAAAAGAUUGCAAAGGGACAAUGAAGUUUUUCAAAGAGCCAUGUCCACAAACCCGUCGUCACGGAGAGCGCAGAGGUGUCCUCUUUUCGCCUCCCCCAUUUUAACUUGCCACACCCCAGCCGUAGUGGGUUUUUUUUGUCUUUUCUGUUCCACAGAAGUUAAUGUUCAGAUGUUGGUCUUGGUCAUUUGCCAACUAAUUUUAAAAUAAAAAGGCACUGCACAUAAUUUGCAUAAAGGGCCCCACGAGGGUGUUUUUUUUCCUUUUUGUUUUUUCCUUUUUCCUCCCUUUACCCCCCUCCCCCCCCCGUUUGUUUUGUUUUGGGUGGGGGGUGGGAAAUUGGGGUUUUUAAGUCCUCUAAACACACUUGGGCACGGAAACGCAGUACUGUAAGGAAGAGGGACCUCCAGCUGACACAAACAUCACCUUCAGCUGUAUGGAAGGGACGGUUGUUUUGGAGUUUGUUUGUAAGGCACAGUGAGCAUGCUAAGUGGCGGGGAUCAGAACUCUCCUGUCUGAACCUACUGAGGAGCAAAGCAGCAAUUACAUGGGAUCCCGUGGGUCUCCUGUUGGAGAGGCCACGGUAGAUAGUAAUGGAACGUGACUGGUCUCCUAACCGAGGUGCACUGAGAAGCAAUCAACGGGUCAGUCGUGGCCAGUCCUGGGGAGGUCUGAGUGGUGGUCUUUGGGAUAACCUUUGGCCUUAUGGAUUUGGACUCGAAAUUAGAAGAGCCUACCAUUUCAGAUGCAAUCACUUUUGGACAUGCUUUUGCAGACAGUCCUUAAUGCUGAAAACACAGAGAAUGGGUAAUUCAAGAGGCCUUUCUUUUAAAAUAGACUUUUGUGACCCACUAAUUGUAAGGUAUUGCAAGGUCACUUUGCGUGUGUCAUAAAGUUGACUUCCUUAUUGGUUGAAGGUCACAGAAGUAGUGGUUUGCUUUGAUGGAAAUAGCUACAGCUGUGUCCCUUCCUGCUUUUUACUUUUUUUGUUUUUUUUUUUUUUUUGUUUUUGUUUUUUUUUGUUUCGUUUUUGCUUUUUUUCUCGGCACGUGGUAUCUCCACCAUUUCUUCUGCACAAAGAUGUCUUCUGUUCAUCCUGAACAUUUUAAAAAAAUGCAGAAUUUUAUGUGACUGCUUUUUUGCCUCACAAUUAUGCUGUGAAUUUUACAAAAAUUUAUUUUCUUUUUUGAUAAUUUAUUGUACCAAAGCUGUUUUUAUAGCACAUAGAUGUCUGUAACCAAUAAUGUAGCAGUCCUGCACUUUGACACAAGGUGUAACUAGACCAUUUUUAAAUGUCAGUUGAAAAUUAUGGCUGUACUAUUGCUUAAACAAAACUGGAACUGUUGUUGAAUCCAUAGCCAAUACAUCUACAGCAAUCUGUGUUCUGAACAUAAUAGAUUGACAUCUAAUUCAAGAUGACAGCAUCUGUUACAUUCUAAAUGUGUUCAGGCUUCCGAAGGUAAAGGGACACUGGAUCCAGAAGCUAUGGAACCAGCAGUCGAUUCUUGUAUUCCUGAUUAACCUACUUGUAAACUUGAAAGCAAGACCUUGAUUGCACCAACAGGUCCAAAAUAUGAGCACGAGUAAAGCAAAACUCUCAUGCGUGACCUGAAGUGAACAGGCUGGUGUUUAACAGGUGCCUAGUUUUGAGAUUAUGCUGCCUUAAUGUAACACAGUCUGGCAGUUGCUAAAUUUGUGUUCCCAUUUUAAAUUGACCAAUUUUAGGGUGUUAUACUUUUGAGCGGUUGAAUUGGGAGAAUGAAGAUAAGUAAUUUAUCUGUCCAGGAUCAAAAGAAGCCUAGGAAAGAAGCAGUAAUCUACCUCUGCCGAUAACCCUGUUCAAAACAACUCAGCAGAACACCACAUUACUUUCUAUUGGUCAAUUCCAUGUGGCUGACUAGGUCAAUUUUUUCUGAACAAAAAGCAGGUUUUUAUAUGUAAACAGUGACAAAAAGAAAGGCUUAAAACUAUGUGAAUGUGAAUGGAAACUUGGAAAUACCGUUUUUAUAAUCCACAAAAUUUUUUUGUUGUUAAUCAGGAAAUCCAUAUUUAUUUUGUAAUUAAAUGUCAAGCCUGUGGAUGAUUUUUGAACUUGGUAGUUCAUAAAAGUUUACAGUGAAUAAAAGGAUAUCAUCUUGAGUAUAGCAAUAUCAAAAGGAAUCAGUAGUUACUGCUGUUUAGGACUAUAAGGGGAAGAUAUUAUAUGGGUCAGGUCAUUUUUUUCUGUGCUGGUUGCCACAUCUUAGCAAGCACCAAAAACGAAAGCAGUUUUUAAACCGCUAUUUACAUAAAGGAAAUCAUAAAAUCCAAUGCUUCUGCAUACUGUGUUAUGUUACAGUCCAGUUUUGUGUGCUUUACUACACGGUUUGGUUACAGGACUUCUGUGCAUUGUAAAACAUAAACAGCAUGGAAAAGGUUAAAUACCUGUGUGCAGAUUGUAAGAUCUGGUCCGGACUUGCUGUGUAUAUUGUAACGUUAAAUGAAAAAGAACCCCCCUUUGUAUCAUAGUCAUGCGGUCUUAUGUAUGAUAAACAGUUGAAUAAUUUGUCCUCAGA